GUGUACUUACAUGUAUCAGCACUUAUCUAGGUGUACUUACAUGUACCAGCACUUAUCUAAAUGUACUUACAUGUACCAGCACUUAUCUAAAUGUACGUACAUGUAUCAGCACUUAUCUAGGUGUACUUACAUGUACCAGCACGUAUCUAGGUUUACUUACAUGUACAAGCAUUUAUCUAUGUGUACUUACAUGUACCAGUACUUAUCUAGGUGUACUUACAUGUAUCAGCACUUAUCUAGGUGUACUUACAUGUACCAGCACUUAUCUAGGUGUACUUACAUGUAUCAGCACUUAUCUAGGUGUACUUACAUGUACCAGCACUUGUCUAGGCGUACUUACAUGUACCAGCACUUGCCCAUCGAUGAAGCAAAGUAUGGCAUUCUUAACAGAGGCAAACAAAUUAUCUACGAUCCUGGCAAUUUUUUCAUCGUCGUGUCGAUAGAGCAGACAAUCAACUAG
Molecule: messenger RNA, 460 nt
Organism: Candidula unifasciata
Lineage: Eukaryota; Metazoa; Mollusca; Gastropoda; Stylommatophora; Geomitridae
Source: the annotation of a GenBank genome assembly